Insectozyma verbasci is the source of this 3630-nucleotide messenger RNA. Lineage: Eukaryota; Fungi; Ascomycota; Pichiomycetes; Serinales; Debaryomycetaceae. The record is from the annotation of a GenBank genome assembly.
AUGUCUGAUACUAACCCAGAUGGUGGAUUAUCAAAGGAGUCUAUCGAGUUAGAUGAUAAAUUAUCUAGAAUCAGAACUCAGAUAAAUUCAAAAUUAGAAAAUCAAAAGCAUUUAAGUAUUAUAUUAUCAGCAGUUGAAGAAAAUAUUGAAGAACAAAAUAAUUCAAAAACACCAGUUACAUAUUUUGUAUCAUUCUUAUCAUUGUUAGAUCAAUGUAUACAAAAUGAUCAAAUGCUAGAUCAACAAUUAGCUGCUACUACUGCAUAUUUUUUGGAUUUAAUUUUCCCAUUUACUCCUAAAUCAUUAUUAAAAUCAAAAUUUAGUGAAAUAUUGGUUAAAUUAUCACAGCCUUUAAGUUUAAAAUCAAGUGAUGCUCCAUUAAUUAGAUCAACUAUAGGUGCAUUAGAAAGUUUGUUAUUAGCACAAGAUUUUCAACAAUGGAAUCAAUCAAAAAAUAAUCAAGUAUCGCCGCAAAGAGCAUUUUUAGCAUUAUUAGAAUCAUCAUUUGACCCAAGACCCAAAGUUAGAAAAAGAGCUCAAGAUGCAGUGCAGAAAAUAUUGGCAAAUCGUCCAACUUCACCAUCACCAACUCAUAUAGCAGCACCGUUAGCAUCCGACAUUGCAUUAAAACAAUUGAUAAAUUUAAUGGACUCAUAUAAAAAGAAGAAAGGAGAUAAAGAAUUGAAUUCACAAAUAAUUCAUUGUUUACAAUUAAUUACAAUAAUUACAUCAUCUAAUUCAUGGCCUGCACAACAAAUCGAACAAUUAUGUGAUAUACUAUUGGAUAUUUCAAAAACCUCCGAUCAAUAUUUAGUUUCAUAUUCAUUCAAAGCAUUUGAAGGUUUAUUCAAAUCCAUGACUAAUAUAGUUGAUGUUGAAAAAUUUACUAAAGUAUUGAAUAUCAUAUUUGAUUUGAAACCUUCAAUCAAUGAUACUCAUUUAGCUGCUUCUUGGUUAGCUGUAAUUGCUAAAGCAUUGGAAAGUUUUGCACAAUUAUCACCAGUUACAUGUAUUGAAAAAUUACCACAUAUUUUAUCAUUAGUUUCACAAUUUUUAGCGUCUGAACAUCAAGAUAUAUCUGAAUCUGCUUCACAAUGUUUAAUUGCAAUUAUAAGUCAAACUAUACCCGAUAAAUUUUUAUUAAAUCCGGGAGUUGAAGGAGUAACUCAAGAAAUUUAUGAAUUAAUCGAUGAUACAAUUACAUUUAUUUCAGAAUUGAUUGAAAACGAAUUAUUUUCAAUAAAAUAUCAACAUGCAACUAAGGAGAUUUUAGAAUUUGUCACAUUAACAAUAGAGAAAUUAAGAAUUAGAUCCAAUCCGGAUUUCAUUUCAAUACUAGAAAUAGUUGGUUCUUGGAGAACGAAUGAAACGGAAAAUUUCAAAUAUAAUAAAGAAGCUGAAGACUUAAUUUCCGCAUCAAUAAGCUCAAUGGGUCCAGAAGUUGUUUUAGGUGCGUUGCCACUAAAUUUGUCUGGUGGCGGUCCAGGUAGAGCUUGGUUAUUACCAUUAUUAAGGAAUAAUGUAAGAUUUGCAGAAUUGGAAUUUUAUAAAAAGCAGAUUUUACCAAAUGUUGAAUUCUUUGAAAAUAAGAUUAACCAAUCACAAAAUAAAGAAAGUUUGAAUAAUAAAGUUUUCCAAACUAUAAUUGAUCAAAUUUGGUCAAUCUUGCCACAUUUUUGUGAUUUACCAAAAGAUUUAACAAAAGCUUUUGAUGAAGCUUUUGCUACUAAAUUAGCAGAAUUGAUGUUUGCAAAUGUUGAAUUGAGAGUAUCUAUCUGUCACAGUUGGAGAUUAUUAGUUGAAUCCAAUUUAGCGUACGCUGAUGGUGCCUUGAAUGAUGAUUUAAUGAUGUUACAAGAAUUUUCAAUUGAACAAGCUCAAAAGAAUAUAGAAUAUUUGAAAUCAAUCUCAUCAAAUAUAUUAACUGUUUUAUUUAAUAUUUUUACAUACACCAUGCCAGAGUCAAGAGGAUUUGUUUUAGAAACAAUUGAAACCUAUUUACAAAUUAUACCUAAAGAUGAAUUAGCAAAUACAUUUGAUAAAGUAUGUGAAAUGUUGAAGAAUGCAAUGGAUGAGGAAAAAUCAAAACCACAACAAGCAAAUAAAGACGCUACACCAGAUCAAAGUGUGACAAUGAUGGAUUUGAUUGUUGCAAUGGCUAAAUAUGUGCCUGAAUCAUCACACAAUGCAUUAUUCUCAAUUUUUUCAACUACUGUUUCUUUAGAUAAUGCGUUAUUGCAAAAAAGAUCCUAUAGAAUAAUUACAAAACUAUUGGAAACUGAACAAGGUAAACAAUCAAUCUUGAAAUUUAUAUCCGAUAUUGAAUCAGUGAUAAUCAAAACUUCAGACAUAACCAAUAAUUCAGCAAGAUCAGCAAGAUUAACUUCAAUAUUAUCUAUUUUGGAAGUGUUACCAUUAUCUGACUUAUAUUUCAUUCCAUCAAUUUUGCAAGAAAUCAUAAUGGCUACAAAAGAUGUCAAUGAAAGAUCAAGAGGUUUAUCAUAUCAAAUCUUGAUUAGAUGUGGUCAAUUAAUGAAGAAUGGUGAGCAACAAGGAGGUAUAAUUGAUAAUUCAAAAGUUCCAGGUUUUGACUCAACCACACCAUCUACAAAUGCAUCAUUAGUUGAAUUUUUUACAAUGGUUUCUGCUGGUUUAGCAUCAUCCAAUGCACAUAUGAUUUCAGCUACAAUCACAGCAAUUUCGUGUUUAAUAUUUGAAUUUAAGAAUGAUAUACCAGUUGAAACUUUACUUGAAAUAACAUCAACUAUUGAAUUAUUUUUAACUCAUAAUUCAAGGGAAAUUGCAAAAUCGGCAAUUGGAUUUGUUAAAGUUGAAAUUUUAUCAUUACCGGAAGAAUUAGUUAAACAGAAUUUGAAUGAAUUAUUAACGAAAUUAAUGAGAUGGUCGCACGAACAUAAAGGACAUUUUAAGUCAAAAGUUAAACAUAUUCUUGAAAGAUUAAUUAGAAAAUUUGGUAUUGAAGAAAUUGAAAAUAAUAUUCCUGAAGAAGAUAAAAAGUUGAUUCAAAAUAUUAAAAAAUCAAAGAAUAGAGCUAAAAGAAAACAAGAAGAAGAAGCUCAACAAGCUCAACAACAAUCUCAACCAACUGAAAACAAAUUUAUUUCUGCUUAUGAAGAAGCAUUGUAUGAUUCAGAUAUAUCAGAUGGUGAAGAAGGUGUUGAUAUAUAUGAUGAAGAUAAGAUAAGGUAUGGUAAUAAAAAGAAACAAUCAAAUCAAUAUAUUCUUGAAUCUGGCGAUGAGCCAUUGAAUUUAUUAGAUCGUCAGGCAUUGGCAAAUAUUUCAUCUUCAAAACCAAAGAAGGGUCAACAGUCAAUUAAAUCCAAGACUGAAGAAUUCAAAACUAAAAAUGGAAAACUUGUUCUUGAUGAUAAAGAUGAAGAUCCGUUGGCUAAUAAAGGCUCUGGUAUUGAUGCUUACUUGGAUGCUGUAACACAAGCACCGGUAAGAGGUCAAAAGAAUAAAUUGAAAUUUAAAAAGACAAAAGGUGAUGAAAAUGAAAAUUGGUCAGAUGACGAAGAUAAAAGACCAAGUAAAAAACAAAAAGUUGCCAACUCAAGAAUAUCGAAACCACAAAAGAAACAAAAAUUCAAAGCUAAAAAGAAGUUGUAA